Messenger RNA from Astyanax mexicanus (Mexican tetra), 5202 nucleotides. It is a transcript of the gene fkbp10a, whose product is annotated as FKBP prolyl isomerase 10a. Bases 235 to 1923 code for a protein of 562 amino acids. The record is from RefSeq and is a predicted model, not a curated record. NCBI's taxonomy places the organism in Eukaryota, Metazoa, Chordata, Actinopteri, Characiformes, Acestrorhamphidae. Gene Ontology annotation, molecular function: calcium ion binding; peptidyl-prolyl cis-trans isomerase activity. The transcript has 10 exons.
ACAAGGGGCGGGAUCGUCCCCCGGACAUACGUCACUGAACAGAUGAUCUCAGCGCGGUCUGCAGGGCUGCAGUUUGGGGUUUUAACUCUCAGGACAGAAGGAUAGAGAGAAGAGAGAAAGACAAUAAGAAGGAAAAGAAAGAAGAAGAAGAGCAGCAGAGGAAGGAACCAGGAGGAAGCUGAUGGUGGUUCUAGUUUGUGUGUUUCUGUUAGAGAGUGUGUGUGAGUGUGUAGGAUGGAUGUAAGGAGUGUGUGUGUUUAUGUGGUUCUCUGUGUGCGGUCCUGGGCCGGUCCAGUGGAGGAUGUUACGGUUGACCGGUACUCCUUGCCCACACUGUGUGCACGUGAGGUCCAGCAGGGAGACUAUGUCCGGUACCACUACACUGGAACCUUCACCAAUGGAACCAAGUUUGACUCCAGUUUAGAUAAAGGUGCUCCGUUUAUGGGGCAGGUGGGAUUGGAGAGUAAAGUAAUUCCCGGUUUGGAUAGAGGAGUGCUGGGGAUGUGUGUAAACGAACGGAGAAAAAUCACCAUCCCUCCAUACCUGGCGUACGGCGUGUCAGGAGCAGGAUCAGUGAUUCCUCCCGACACCACGCUGGUGUUUGAUGUUCUGCUGCUGGAUGUUUGGAACGAAUCGGAUAAAGCCGACAGUCGGACGCUGUUCCGUCCCCAGAGCUGCAGACGCUCCGUUCAGCGCAGCGACUUCGUCAGAUACCACUACAACGGCUCCUUACUCAACGGCACGGUGUUCGACUCCAGUUACUGGAGGAAUUCGACAUAUGACACGUACGUGGGUCAGGGGGACCUGAUUAAAGGGAUGGACGAGGGACUGCUGGGAAUGUGCAUCUCAGAAAGACGCUCCAUCAUCAUCCCACCGUUCCUGGCUUAUGGAGAGAAAGGAUACGGUUCUAAGGUGCCGGCGUAUGCGACGGUGAUAUUUGACGUGCUGCUGGUGGACGUGUUUAAUGUGAAGGACGAUCUGCAGGUGGAGGUGCAGGACGUCCCGCAGUCCUGCAGGCGGAAAUCACAGGCUGGAGACUACAUCCGCUACCACUACAACGGGACAUUUCAGGACGGGACGCUCUUCGACUCCAGCUACCAGCGCAAUCACACCUACAACACCUACAUCGGUCUGGGUCAUGUGAUCGCUGGGAUGGAUAGAGCUCUGCAGGGAGUGUGUGUGGGGGAGAGGAGGCGGGUCACUAUUCCACCUCACCUGGCCUACGGAGAGAACGGGACAGGUUCUUUGAUCCCAGGCUCAGCAGUUCUGAUCUUUGACCUUCAUAUCAUUGACUUCCAUAACCCGUCCGACCAGGUGGAUAUCCGGGUCACUCGCAGCCCACCGGACUGCAGCACCACCGGCACCGCAAACGACUUCAUCACCUACCGAUACAACUGCUCCCUGCUGGACGGCACACGCCUCUACUCCUCGGACGACUACGCCAAGCCUCCACAGGUGACUCUGGGUCAGGGGAAGGUGAUCGAGGGUCUGGAGAAAGGUCUGCAGGGGAUGUGUGUAGGAGAACGCAGGGAAGUCAUCAUCCCGCCACACUUUGGCCACGGACAGAACGGAGGUUCAGGAGUGCCCAGCAGUGCAGUGCUGCUGUUUGAGCUGGAGCUGCUGGAGCUGCAGAAGGGCGUUCCUGAGGGAUAUCUGUUCCUGUGGCUGGAGGACAGUCCGGAACCUCUGUUCCCUGCCAUGGACCUCAACCACAACCAGGAGGUUCCUUUAGAGGAGUUUAUAGAGUUUAUAAAGCUGCAGGUAUCAGAAGGAAAGGGUCGGCUGAGGCCGGGAGUGGACAGUGACUCCAUCAUCAGAGACAUGUUCACCAAUCAGGACCAGAACUCUGACGGGAAGAUCACAGCCAAUGAGCUCCGAGUUCAGACUGAGCGCGGAGAAAUCCCGGACCACGAGGAGCUAUAACACACACACACACACACACGCACACAAUACACAUACACAAUGGACGUGCCAGAGAGAGGAGCUCCAGAUCCAUUUCCUCCCUGAAACCCCUUCAGUAACACUGUACCUUCAGUUUAACCAGCGCAUGCAGAACAUUUAUCACCCAGUAUAUUCAUUACCCUAACCUCUCUCUAACUACCCUCGCACACACUCACACACACCAGCUCAGAACUCUCCAGAACACUCCAGAUCUUUCUAGAGCACUCCAGAUCUUUCCAGAGCACUCCAGAUCUUUCCAGAGCACUCCAGAUCUUUCCAGAGCACUCCAGAUCUUUCCAGAACAUUCCAGAUAGUUUCAGAACACUCCAGAUCUUUCUAGAGCACUCCAGAUCUUUCCAGAACAAUCCAGAUCUUUCCAGAGCACUCCAGAUCUUUCCAGAACACUCCAGAUCUUUCCAGAGCACUCCAGAUCUUUCCAGAGCACUCCAGAUCUUUCCAGAGCACUCCAGAUCUUUCCAGAGCACUCCAGAUCUUUCCAGAGCACUCCAGAUCUUUCCAGAACAUUCCAGAUAGUUUCGGAACACUCCAGAUCUUUCUAGAGCACUCCAGAUCUUUCUAGAACAAUCCAGAUCUUUCCAGAGCACUCCAGGUCUUUCCAGAACACUCCAGAUCUUUCCAGAGCACUCCAGAUCUUUCCAGAACAUUCCAGAUAGUUUCAGAACACUCCAGAUCUUUCUAGAGCACUCCAGAUCUUUCCAGAACAAUCCAGAUCUUUCCAGAGCACUCCAGAUCUUUCCAGAACAAUCCAGGUCUUUCCAGAGCACUCCAGAUCUUUCCAGAGCACUCCGGAUCUUUCCAGAGCACUCCAGAUCUUUCCAGAGCACUCCAGAUCAUUUCAGAACACUCCGGAACAUCGGAACAUUGUAGAUCUUUUCAGAACAUUCCAGAUCUUUAUAGAACACUCCAUAUCUUUCCAACACCCCAGAACAGUCCAGAUAUUUUUGGAACACUCCAGACCUUACCAGAGCAAUCUAGAACUCUCCAGAUCUUUAUAGAACACUUGGAACACUCUUUUCAGAACACAAAAUACUCUGGAACAUGUCAGCAUAUUUUGGAACAGUUUUGAAAUGUACCCUAUACGCCCAAAGCACUUCAGAUUGCCCAACCAAAAAAUCCUGAAAACUUAAAACAAUUCAAAACACUUUAGAACACUCCAGAAUAGAACAUUUUAGAACAUUCAUGAACAUUUCAACAUAAUUCGGAACAUUUUUGGAACACUUUGGUGCACUUACAUAUUACAAAAUUCAAAGUCUAGAACAUUUUAGAACAUUUUAACAUGGUUCCACAGUUCCACUGUUUUGUGAAACAUUCCAGAUCAUUCCAAGAGCAGAAAUGCUCCAGAGCAUUUUCAACACUCUGGAAAACCUCAAAGCACUUCAGAUUUUUUUUUUACUAGAACAUUUCCAAUAUGCCAAAGAACUUUGAAGACAAUUUGGAGCAUUUCUGGCAAUUUUAACACUCUGGAAACCGUCAGUGUGCUUCGGAAUAUAAAAAAAAAACGCCUUUAUCUUUCACUCUGUUCUGAUUCAGCAGUAUUAAAUGAGUACGUUUUUUCAGUGUUUUCUCUCCACAGCGCAGCAGAGCAGAGUGUUGGUGAAGCUCUGAGAGUAGAAGAGCUGUAAACUCUGGAUCAGAAAAUCUGUUAAUCCUGAUUUAAGAGGCCGUUAAAGUGGAAAGAGCAGAAUUUCAGUGUUUUUACAGGAAUGUUUGAGAGAGAGAAAGACAGACUCCCUCUGGUGGCCAACAUCUAUCAUCUCCACUACUACCACUAGCCUGAACUGAGCUGAUCUGGGAUCAGAUUCCUCUGUAUUUACUGUAGGUGGCAUUACUGACUUGACACACUUUAUAAAUACAGACUCUACCUACAUUACUGACAGCAGAGCUGAAGCCAUAUUUGAUCAUUCACAAAUCAGUAUUUAAUCAAUAUCUGUGUUUUUCCCACUGAGCAUCAGAUUUAAUAGGUGGCAAAUUCAGAUCUUAAUUCCUUGGGUGGAUUUAUUUACCUUCCUGAUUUGUGAGAAUCUGAAGAAGACGAAUUUAUUUCUCAGAUCAGAUCUGUGAAGAUGAAUGGAACUGACUGUUACUGUAUUUGCGUGUCUGUACAUCACAAACAUAUCUGCGUGGGUUGCUGUAGUGUGGAGCUCAGCGUCAGUAACUAACCUUUGGUGUUCUUUUUGGACACCCACACUUUCCUCACUCUGGAUUUGAGGUCAUUACUAGUGCAAUCUGAUAAAAUUAGAAUAGCAUUGAAAAAUUACUUUAUUUUAGUAAUUAAGUUCAAAAUGUAAAUGUCACACAGAGUGAUCUAUUUUAAGGGUUUAUUUAUUUUAUUAUUGAUGAUUAUGGCUUACAGCCAAUGAAAACCCAAAAAUCAGUGUCUCAGAAAAUUUAAAUAUCAUAUAAGACCAAUUUGUACUUUUGGCAGUGUGGGCAGUGUGCCAAGUCCUGCUGGAAAAUGAAAUCAACCAAACCAUCACUGAUUGGUGGAAACUUCACACUACACCUCGAGCAGUUUGGACUGUGUGUCUCUCCACUCUUCCUCCAGACUCUGCUCCCUUUAUUUACUUUAAGUGAAAUGUAAAAUUGACUGAUGAUCAGUGAUGGUUUGGAUAAAGAGUCAUGUCAUCUGCUGGUGUUGAUCCACUGUGUUUUAUUAUCAAGUCUAAAGUCAGUGCAGUUUUGUUUUCCCACAAAAUCUUACAGAACUUCAUGCUUCCCCUCUGCUGCUGACAACUUUUAAAGGGAUGCGGAUUUCAUUUUCCGGCAGGACUUGAGACACUGCCAAAAGUACCAAACGUAAUUUUGUGAUUCACUGAUUUUUGGGUUUUUAUUGGCUGUAAUCCAUAAUCAACAAUUAAAGAAAUAAACACUUAAAGUAGAUCACUCUGUGUUUAAUACAUCUAUAUAAUAUGAGUUUCACAUUUUGAACUGAAUUACUGAAGUAAAGUCAUUUUUCAAUGAUAUUAUUUUUUUUUUGAGAUGCACUAGUAUUUGUUAUGUUGUGAUGCAAAAUACACGUUAAAAUCCCAUGUGUAACACAUAUGUACAAAUCUGAUUGGUAUUACAUUUCAAAGCUCCUUUCAGUGUUUUUCAUGUGGUUUGUAGCUGAAUGGUGUAUGGAGGAUGUAAGCUUGUUGGCAAAAGGUAAUUUGGUGCAAUAUAAGAACAUGUUUCUAAGUGCCUUAUUUUGUUAAACUGUAAAACAGACAAAAUAUUUUCAAAUAAAAUCAUUUAAACUUA